Messenger RNA from Ambispora leptoticha, 1834 nucleotides. NCBI's taxonomy places the organism in Eukaryota, Fungi, Glomeromycota, Glomeromycetes, Archaeosporales, Ambisporaceae. The record is from the annotation of a GenBank genome assembly.
UUUUCAGGAUGUGGGAAACAAAAUUGAACCACGACAAAAACGUCCCUUUGGUGGUCCUAUAAUAGUUGAUUUAAUUAAAACUAAACAAUCAAAUACUGCUCCUAAAGAAAACCCACAGUUCAUUAAUGUAGCUCCUGAUACAAUUUCUGCUGACUUUGUUGUAGCCAGUCAGCUUUGCAAAAGAUCAGGCUGUAAUAAUCGUAAAAAUGUCUUUAAUUCGAAAAAUUCAAGAACUUUUAGAAGUUCUUUCAAGAAAAAUGGCCCAAUCAAAUAUUUGGACGGAUCUAAAGUUUCUGGAAAAUCUGGUACUGACCUUAUUACAUUUAGCAACUCUAACACUAAAUUCAAGAAUACAAACAUUAUCUUAGCCAACCAGAUAAGUGGUUUGCUUCGGACGCAAGCUGCUGUUGAAGGUGUUAUGGGAUUUGGACUUAAAUCUCAGAUAUGGAAUCAAUUAAAAAGUUCUAGGUUAGAUCAAGUAGUUGGAAUCGCACUUCCCCUAAGGAAAUGUGAUGUUGGCUCAAUUGCACUUGGAGGAUUAGAUAAUAGAUUUAUUAAGGGAGAAUUGUAUAAUGUAUCAUUAAAUGUUUCAGAACAGACCUAUUCAAUGAAAAUUAAUGUAUUAUAUGUUGGAGGAAUCCCUAUUAAUACAACUACAUUGGAUUCAAUCUUUGACACUAGAAGUGACAAGAUUUCUCUUGGAAAGGCUUCGCGUGAAUUCUUUAAGUUAUUAAAGGCUAAAAAAUCAUCUGAUGGAUUUAGAGUGCGAAAUAUCACUGUAGUAUCAUUCGAUGUAACAUUGAAUGAUGAACAAAUAGUGUCGUAUACAUUGCCAGAGGAUGCAAUCUGUGAUAAUAAUACUCGAGCAGGAAAAGGAAAAGGUUGUAUAUCUAUUUUUGAUGAUAAACAUGGACCUAAAGGCGAAAUUAUACUUGGAAGACCGUUUCUUCAGUAUUUUUACUUUGUGAUUGAUCUAAAAAAUAAACUUAUAAAAUUUGCUGAUAGAAAGAAUACUUGCCCACCUAUAAUUCCAUCUACAAUGUCUACAGCGACUAAAAUGACUAAAACUGUCACAAUGACAAAAACGACCAAAACGGCUAAAACUGCCGAAACUGCUAAAACGGCAAAAACUGCCGAAACUGCUAAAACAGCAAAAACUGCCGAAACUGCUAAAACGGGCGAAACUGCUAAAACUGCUAGAACAGCCAAAACGGAGUAUAAAACGAAUACAAAGGCAGCAAUUACAAAACAACAAACAGAAAAACAGAAGCCAACAGAAAAACAGAAGCCAACAGAAAAACGGAAUCCGAAACCAACCAAAAACCCAAAAAAACCAAAAAAACCAAAAAAUCCAAAAAGCGAAGGAGAUAAGGGAGGAGGAGAUGGAAAAAAGGGAGGAAGAGGAAAUCGUUUUAGUCGCUUUUUUAAAACGCUUGGGAAAGGUUUUAAUGGUUUGAAAGACUUUUAUGGUUCUAUUGGUGGUGGUAUUGCUGGUUUCAUUAGUGCUGGCUUUGGUGGUCUCUUUGGUGGCCUUGGUGGUCUCUUUGGUGGCCAUCAUCACCAUCAUCACGAUAAUAACGGUGAUGAUGGCGGUGGUAUAAUUGCCCCGCCAAUCCCACCACCACCACUACCUCAAUCUAAAGCUCAAAUUCAGCCUACCACUACUCUAACUCCUCCUCCUCCACCUACCACUACUCUACCUCCUCCUCCACCUACUACUACUCUACCUCCUCCUCCUCCACUUACCACUGCUCCACCUCCCCCGCCUCCACCUCCAAAUGUUGUAGUAAUCGAUCUACGGCCGUUUCCCGUGGAACUAAUAAAACUUGACUAA